AUGAGGGACGAGAGAGAAAAAAACCCGGCUCGGGCCGCGCACCGCGGGGCCCGGGGAGGAGCAGGCCGAGGCGCCGGGCGUGACCCUCGUGUCUGCCCGGGCGGCGCUUGCCUCGCGGGGCAAGCAGCGCUGUGGGCGGGUUUGUGCGCGCUCCCGCCACCGCUCGCCCCGCGCCUGCGCCGUGUCGCCGCUUCCGCCCCGCCCCCCCGAGGCGCCCGGCCCAGCCCGGCCUCGGGCCCCGGCGGGGCGGGCUGGGGGGCUCCGCGUCCGGGGCUGCUCCUCGUGCCCCCGUCCUUGGAGCCGGCGUGUCAGCGAGGAGCUGCAGCCAGAAAGAAUUGGGGCUUGGGGCCGAAGGGCCCCCAGGAGCUGUCGUGUCUGCAAGGAUCGCUCCAGGGACUCAGACGGGUGUGCGGGGCCUGCAGCGGUCCCUUGCAAACAGCUGAGGCGCCACGGGCGACAGAUUCACCUUCAAGAUCUCUGUCCAAAGUCAAGGUGAUGGAGAAGACAGCGGUGCUUUCAGAGAGCAGCUGUCCCAGCAACACCUCACCCAGCAGCAUGCUCAGGUCCUUUGAUACCUGAGACCUUCCUUAGUAGCAAGAAGGUCCAUCUCUGGUGGCAAAAUAUAACUCAUUCUUUUGGC
Molecule: messenger RNA, 640 nt
Organism: Alligator mississippiensis (American alligator)
Lineage: Eukaryota; Metazoa; Chordata; Crocodylia; Alligatoridae
Product: dendrin-like
Exons: 4
Coding region: 1-579 (192 amino acids)
Source: RefSeq, a predicted model, not a curated record